Nicotiana attenuata is the source of this 1403-nucleotide messenger RNA. Its product is annotated as protein OS-9 homolog. NCBI's taxonomy places the organism in Eukaryota, Viridiplantae, Streptophyta, Magnoliopsida, Solanales, Solanaceae. Gene Ontology annotation, biological process: retrograde protein transport, ER to cytosol; endoplasmic reticulum unfolded protein response. Gene Ontology annotation, cellular component: endoplasmic reticulum lumen. The coding region runs from base 123 to 1121 and encodes 332 amino acids. The transcript has 8 exons. The record is from RefSeq and is a predicted model, not a curated record.
UCGUCAUUCAUCCAAUCGUCGUUUCUACUCUUUGAAAGAAGAAAACAACAGUUCAAUCCAUAAGCAAUUCUCUGUUUCGUAGACCACUCUAUCUUAUUCUGCACCAAAAUUAGGGCUUCGAAAUGAAGAAGAUGAGAUUGGCAAUUCUACUUUUCACCAUUAGUCUCUUAUACGACAACGUUUAUUCCACCCAGAUAAUAUCUGCUCACACAGGUGCGUCUUUCAGUCGAAGUUCUAAAGAACCAAAAUAUAAGGUUGAAUUUCAUUCAGAAGACACACCCUUCAUCCCGGAUGAUGACCAGGAAGCUAUUCUCAUGCCCAACAAAGAUGGAGAGAAGUUCCUGUGUUAUUUGCCUAAAGUUGAUAAACCGAAGAUUGGUAAACCACUGACACCCAAUAUAAGCAGUUUGAUCGUGGACACUGAGAAACGCAUUAAGUGGAAGACACCAGAUGAACUACUUGAAGUGCUGAAGGAUCGUUGCCUUAUCAGGCAAGAAGGGUGGUGGUCGUAUGAAUUCUGUUAUGAGAACAAGUUGAGGCAAGUUCAUUUGGAGGAGGAAAAGGUGGUUCAAGAAUUUAUCUUGGGUUACUAUGAUGCCGAAGCUACCGCAGCUUAUCAUCAGAAUCGCUCAGAUAAUUCAGUGCUAAAGCAUCCCCGUUCAAAAGAUGCAUCACAAAGAUAUCAUGCUCAUAUCUAUACAAAUGGUACCACAUGUGAUUUAACAAAUGAGCCACGACAAACAGAGGUGAGGUUUGUUUGCUCAGACCCUAGAGCUAUGAUAAGCUCUAUAACUGAAUUAUCCACCUGCAAGUACGCCCUCACCGUACACUGCCCAACCCUCUGCAAACACCCUCUCUUCCAGGAAGAGAGGCCAGUAUGGCAUACCAUUAACUGUAAUAAACUUCCGAAAGAUUACAGAGAAGCAAAAGCGGAAGAAAACUUUGGACAUGAAAAUAUUGCCAUGGUGACAGACUCAGAAUAUCAGCCUUCGGUUGAUUCAGACGAGCACGUGAAAGUGGAGGAAGACAAUUCAAAUGAACAUGCCAAAGUGGAGGAAGACAAUUUUGAAGAUGAAAAUAUCACCAUAGUGACUGACUUGGAGCAUCAGCAUGCGACAUAAAGUAGACAUGACAGAUGAAGGGAAUUUUUCUAUCACUGCAGAAAUGCUACACAGCUGCUCGACUUCAAUCCUUUUUUCUGUUUUCUAUUUACUUAGCUGAUUCAAUAUAGAACUUUUAAAAUGUAAAAAAAGAAACAUUUUCUUAAGGUGCCAUUUUAGUUUUACUUUUUUCUAAAGGGAUAGAAGUCAGAUUUCAUUGGAGGAACUGUAAUGUUGAUAGAGAAAAUAUUCAAAUACAAGAGUUUCGUUUCUUCUGUUCAAGAAGGGAUAUACUUUGCGGCA